This is a messenger RNA of Mya arenaria, 867 nucleotides long. RefSeq names its product CUB and zona pellucida-like domain-containing protein 1. The coding region runs from base 1 to 867 and encodes 288 amino acids. The record is from RefSeq and is a predicted model, not a curated record. NCBI's taxonomy places the organism in Eukaryota, Metazoa, Mollusca, Bivalvia, Myida, Myidae. The transcript has 6 exons.
AUGCCGAAAAUUUUAUUUUACUUGAAGGCAUCAUUAUCAUCCACAUGUGGCCCAACAACUACGACAACGAUCCCUACCACAACCACAGGGUUUAGUGUCAACGACGCUAUCGCAGUGGGAUGUAGCGAUAUUGGGUGGAAUAUUCGCGUGGACAUAAGUCGCCUUCGCCAAACCCUUCCAGGAAUACGGACCUCCGAUAUUUACUUAGGAGAAAACAGCUGCAUCGGUUUGGAGGAAAAUGGCGCCCUCUACUUCCGCCAAGGAUUAAGAGAGUGCCUUACUUCAGAAACGAUUAUUAAUGAUGCAAUGGUAUACACAAAUGAGUUGGUAUACGCACAGCACGACCCGGUCUACAGUUUUGUCAUUCGUCAGUUCAAUUGGACAGUUGCAGUAGAAUGUGACGUGAUGAACAACGAAUCAGCCACGGGUGAGUACCAUCAUGCCAUCGCAAAACCAAGCAUUGCGCCAGUAUCGGGGGCCGGGCAUCAUUCUGUCAACCUUACGUUCUACCAAGACGCUAACUUCCUUUCUCCCUUGCCCGGAAAUCCCAUCCACCUGCCUACGGGGACUGACGUUUACGUCAAAGUGUUUACGCUGUCCAGUGAUUGGACGGUAAAGAUGCAUGUGCACACGUGUUAUACGCGGCCUAUUAACGUGUUGUCAGACGAUCAGAACUACUUCCUCAUACAAAAUGGAUGCGAGAUGGAUGCCAACACACACAUCCUGUCACAAACUGCACAUGAAACCCGCUUUGUCUUCAAAGAUUUCGUCUACACCAGUGACGGUGCUGGAAUAAAAGUGAAGUGUGACGUCACAUUCUGUGACUCCCACGACGUUUCGCGUCAGUGUACACAGACGUGUAAUUAA